This is a messenger RNA of Pungitius pungitius (ninespine stickleback), 3294 nucleotides long. Its product is annotated as protein NLRC3-like. Lineage: Eukaryota; Metazoa; Chordata; Actinopteri; Perciformes; Gasterosteidae. The record is from RefSeq and is a predicted model, not a curated record. Gene Ontology annotation, cellular component: cytoplasm. The coding region runs from base 144 to 2996 and encodes 950 amino acids. The transcript has 7 exons.
CCACACAAGAGGCAUAGUGAACGUGAGAUAUAAAUGAAAUAUUUCUCGCUUUCUACGCUGCCCAUGGGAGUAUUGGCAUAGACUUCUUGUCUGAACUUUACUUUGCCUACUUGAAGUGUGUUUGAGACGUAUUUGCCGAAGCCAUGGACUCGGCUCAGCAGUUGCUCCGGUCGCAGAGGGACUUGCUGCUGAAGUGGACUGUGGACCACCCGGCGCCCUUGCUGCGUUGGCUGCGUGAUGCCGAGGUGCUGUCCUCGGCCGACUACCUGUCCCUGCUGGAGAGGACGCCUUCCAACGCCGUGGCCAUGGCUCUGGAGAUGGUGUGUGCCGCCGAGGAGAGCUGCCUUAAGUUUCUGCAGGUGCUGAGGGAGGUGCAGGAUUAUUACUGCAGCGAUCUGCAGGUCUGGGUGGAGAGACACUGCACGGACAAUCACACGAGCAAGCCACUCGCACCUGCGGAAGCCGAAGUGAAGAAGUCUAAAGGCCCCAUUGCUAAACUGUUCAAAAGCAAGAGGAAGGGAUUCAACGUGACUACUGAGGUUCAAGCUGAAGAAGAACCAAAACCUCGGAGGAGUGUGAAGCUGACCAGCAUCCGAGUUCCCAUUGCUGCCCAUAAAAAAACCCUCUUGACGCGCACAGAGCAGUUAAAGUGCUACUCGGAGGGCGACGCCGUGGCUUCAAACUCGGCUUCUCACAUCGAGAUCCGCUACACUGACCUCUUCGUGACGGAAGAUGACGAGUCGGUCGACAGCAGCCAGCACGAGUACUUCGACCUGGCGAGCAGGCGAGCCCGCAUCUAUGUCCACCAGGCUUGCCAGCGCAUCCGGCCGUGCCAUCUGCUGAGCCCCCGAGGGACAUCGGGUCGCCCCCCCAAACGGGUAAAAGUGAAGGGCAUCGCCGGCAUCGGAAAGAGCGCGGCGGUGCAGAGACUCGUCUACGAGUGGGCAGUCGGGAAGAAUAUGCGAGAAUUCACCUGCGUAUUUGACCUGCGCUUCAGAGAGCUCAAUCUGAUCGAAGCACCGCUGAGCUUAUUGGAGCUGCUGGGAGAACGGUUCCGGUACCUAAAAGCAGUCCUGCCGGACCUUUUCACGACGCCGAGCUCUUUGCUCUUCAUCUUAGAUGGAUUGGAUGAGUUCAAAUCCCCUUUGGACUGGGGCGGUCCCGACAGAGACAUCGACGUCGGUUCGAAGGCGCAGGUGUCCGAGUUGAUGGUGGCUUUGAUCAAAGGAAGCCUCCUGCCAGAGGCAUCGGUCAUUCUGACCACGAGACCGACCACUGAAGCUCCCAAGCGUUUCUUCCAGAGGUGUUGUGUGGUGCUGGGCUUCGAGGAGGACCAGGUGAAGGAAUACACCCUCAAGUUCUACAAAGACGGAGGAGUUGCCGAAAAAGUCUACAAUUACAUCUUGAACAAUGACAACCUUUUUGUGCUGUCCUUCAUCCCCCUUUAUUGCUACAUCAUCUGUACCGCCAUGGCUGAGUACUUCUCUCCGGGGCAUCGAGAUGUCGGGGACGCAAAGUCCCUGGAAUUAAACCCGCCCAAAACCGUCAGCGAGGUGUAUUUCUGCUACCUGUUCACGGCGGUGAAGCACCACGCGCUGAGAGGAUCUGCGGAGAGGUGCACCCCGAGAUCUGGGGUUCUCUCACUGGCGAAGCAGCGUCUGACUGCCCUGGGGAAACUGGCUUACGAAAACCUUCUCCAGAAGAAGAUCAUGUUCAGCAGAGCAGAUCUGGAGAGUUUCGGUGUUACGGCUGCUGAUCUCCAGAGCACCUUCCUCUGCCACAUCCUCCUGCCUCUCAGAGAGGAGUCGGUGGACAUGUUUUCUUUCUUCCACCUGACAGUUCAAGAACAUCUGGCUGCGCUCUACUGCGCUGUUAAUCUCUUCAGCCAGGAGGACAUAAUCCAAGCUCUGGACCUCUGGUGCUUUGGGCUACCGGCGCCCUCCUCCACGGCCGCACCGCUUCAAAACACAGAACUCCACAAGGACAAGCUGCAGAGCCUCCAGAUGUUCACGCGCUUCUUCAUGGGCCUGAUCCGAGCUCGGCUGGCCGGUCAGUUGGACGGCCUGGUGGAUCGCCCCAUGGAGCGAGAGAGUCACAUCCCCGCCGGGUUGGGUUUGUGGUUCCGAGACCAGUUUAAGGGAGGAGAGCUCACGAACCGGGCAGCCCUCAACCUCUUCCACUGCCUGAUGGAGUUCCAGACGAAGGAAGCCACCAGCUUGGCGGCGCCGGAGAUCAGGAACAUCAACCUGUUUAAAAUGAAGCUGAGUGCUGUGGACUGCGCCGCCGUGCACUACGUGCUGCAGUUCUCGCCCCACAAGCUGCGGGAGCUCAACUUGGGCUACUCCAACAUCGGUAACAGGGGACUAAACAGACUGGGGCCGAUCCUACACCGAUGUGAAUCUCUCUAUUUGAGAUAUAACUGCCUGGACAAGCGAGCGGCUAUUUUAGAAGCAGCGAUUCUGAAGUCGAGCGAGUGCCAAGUUAAGAAGCUGUUUAUGUGCGGAAACAGCCUGGGUCCAGAGGGCGUCUUGGAGUUGUGGAACGCUCUGGUGCACAACUCCACCGUGGAGGAACUCUAUCUGGACAUCACCGGCAUCACAGAGCGGGGAACGGAAAACAUCGUCACCUGCCUCGGCGGGAACACCUCUCUGAAGAUCCUGACAGUCGUCGGUAAUGACAUCGGCGAGGUGGGGAGGAGGAGGCUGAGGGAGCUGGAGCAACGACGACCGGGCCUACGAAUCAUUGCAAACUUUGUGGACGACCUGGGGUUGCUUCAGGCGUACCUGGACUGGGUGGAGGAGAUCAGGGCCGACAGCGACCAGAUGGACUCGGUGAAGAACGCAGAUGCCCUGCAGUCAGUACUGAAGGGGCUCCAGGUGGCGGGAGAAGACGUGGAGAACAGGCAGAACGCGGAGAAAGCAAAGGAGCUCCGGGCAAAUAUUGAAGCGUUGCUGAGGUCUUCCGGGAAUGUGAUUAAAGGAGGACGGGUCAAGUAGCAGAUUGAGGGUCAGGGUGGAGGGGCAGAAGCUUUCAUAUCCUCCAUCAUGAGUCAUAUAAAACGAUAAAAUUAUCUGCUUGUGUUUUCAUAACUUUUCUGAGAGUUGCUUACAAAUAAUGAUUUGGAACCAAUGACAUUUUUCAGAAUUUUAAUUUUUUGUGGUCUCGGAGUCACAAUUAAUAGCUUAUCGUGACUGAUGAUUCUUGUCAAACGCGUUUUUUGUAGCUGAGGACUGCUAAGGACUGAAGAUAAAAACGUGUGUUUGUGAAUCCGUAUCAUCAUUCAUCUCCCAGAUC